This is a messenger RNA of Oncorhynchus gorbuscha (pink salmon), 595 nucleotides long. RefSeq names its product membrane-associated progesterone receptor component 1-like. Bases 38 to 583 code for a protein of 181 amino acids. The record is from RefSeq and is a predicted model, not a curated record. Gene Ontology annotation, cellular component: membrane; endomembrane system. Lineage: Eukaryota; Metazoa; Chordata; Actinopteri; Salmoniformes; Salmonidae. The transcript is spliced from 3 exons.
CCAGUACACAGUCCCAACCAAGCAUAGAGAAACAAACAUGGCUGAUACAGAGGGAGCCGAGGAAAUUUAUCCAGGAAUUUUGCAAGAAAUUUUUACUUCCCCGUUGAAUUUGAGUCUGCUUGGCCUCUGUAUAUUUCUUUUGUACAAAAUCUUCCGCGGAGACAAACCUGCAGAUAUGGGCGAGGUCGAGGAACCUCUGCCUAAACUCAAGAAAAGGGAUUUCACGUUAACGGAGCUGCAACCGUACGAUGGGCUGCAAAAUCCAAGAAUUCUCAUGGCUGUCAAUUUUAAGGUGUUCGAUGUAACCAGAGGAAAGAAAUUCUACGGGCCAGAGGGUCCCUAUGGAGUUUUUGCUGGUAAAGAUGCCUCCAGGGGCCUGGCCACAUUUUGUCUGGAGAAGGAGGCCCUGAAAGACACCCACGACGACCUCUCGGACCUCAACGCCAUGCAGCAAGAGAGCCUCAACGAAUGGGAGACCCAGUUCACUCAAAAGUAUGACUACGUCGGCAAACUUCUGAAAGCUGGAGAAGAACCUACCGAGUACACAGAUGACGAGGAGGUCAAGGACAAAAAGAAGGACUAGAACUCAAGUACA